UAGAAUUUUAGACCACUUUCCGCCGCUCACCGCCAGGUUCGCUAGUAUUUUUGAUUUGAAUUAAUUCAAGUUGGUUUUGUGUGCAAUGAUCUGGCAACUCGCGUUCUCACUCGCGUUGACGGGGUGCUGUUUUCUCACUCAUCGAAGGAAAUUUUGAUUAGAGUGAGAAAGUAAGGAACAGUCAGCGCGGGAACCGUGUGCGGUACUAUAGGUGCGGCAGAAAGAAUGUAGUCGACUCCUUCGUUCUCACGGUGUUCUUACGCAUGAUCCAACGUUACGUCACACUAGAUUAUGCAUAAGAACGUCGUGAUAAUGAAAGAGCAAAGUUUGUAUGUUUGGGAGCCUCUCGCAUUCAACUCGCAUUCGUCCUCGAGUUCGUGUGGAAGCCAUUCAGAGCGGAGGUGGCCAGGAGCGUGGCAUUCGAAGUGGAACCGUUCCGACUCCACUGGUCGUUGGAUUGGGGGAAGCCUGUGAAAUCGCUAUCCGUGAAAUGGAGUACGAUCACAAAUGGAUGGAGUUUCUCUCGAAACGCCUGAUGGACCAAAUCUUCGCAUCGCUACCGAAAGUCAUCCGCAAUGGCGAUCCAGUUCAUUCUUAUCCCGGAUGUAUCAAUCUGUCGUUUGCAUACGUUGAGGGUGAAUCGCUGUUGAUGGCGCUGAAAGACGUUGCCCUCUCGAGUGGGUCGGCUUGCACUUCGGCUUCGCUGGAACCGUCGUAUGUGCUGCGUGCGAUUGGUGCCGACGAAGAUCUGGCUCACAGCUCGAUUCGCUUUGGCAUCGGACGGUUUACCACCAUCGAGGAAAUCGACUACAUAGCUGAAAAGUGCAUCAAGCACGUGACUCGACUCCGAGAGAUGUCCCCGCUGUGGGAGAUGGUCCUGGAAGGUAUCGACAUCAAGUCGAUCCAGUGGUCGCAGCAUUAGAGCGGACGGGUCGGGGCAUAUUUUAAAGAGAGAUUUGAUUUUGUAUGUUCUGCUGUGUAUGGUUGAAUUCAGUGAGGGUUUUUUUUUAAUUGUUAAUCAUUGAUUGUGUUAUUAACACAUCCACUUUUGGUAGUAAGUAGGUAUUGAGACGAGAGAAAAAUAAUGUAUAGCUUUGCUACAUAUGCUAUUAGAGACAGCAAUAAAUCUUAGACAGUGAAAUCAUUGUGAGUAUUUCAUCAUUCACUUGGCGAAAAAACUUCCUAU
Molecule: messenger RNA, 1186 nt
Organism: Ochlerotatus camptorhynchus
Lineage: Eukaryota; Metazoa; Arthropoda; Insecta; Diptera; Culicidae
Product: cysteine desulfurase-like
Exons: 1
Coding region: 332-922 (196 amino acids)
Biological process (GO): iron-sulfur cluster assembly
Cellular component (GO): cytosol; mitochondrion; nucleus
Molecular function (GO): cysteine desulfurase activity
Source: RefSeq, a predicted model, not a curated record